AAACCAUUUUACACCCAAUCAAGUAGCUCGAAUGCACUGCUAUAUUGAUUUGGUCUACAAAACCUGGGUCCAUGGUAGAAAGCCCACCACUGUUCCUCUUGCACCAGUGGUGAUUGGUCAAGAUGCAGAUUCCGUCACCAUUCAUUGGCUGAACCCAAUCAGUGGGCCACUUGCCCACAGGGAAGGUGACAUGAACUGUCUUCUCUGUGAUGAAAACGGAGCGUUCCAUCAGUACGCCUAUGAGGCCACUUCUCCUCACGCCUGUGAUUCCACUGGAUACUGGACACCAGAGGAAGCAGUGG
Molecule: messenger RNA, 302 nt
Organism: Sinocyclocheilus grahami
Lineage: Eukaryota; Metazoa; Chordata; Actinopteri; Cypriniformes; Cyprinidae
Product: pappalysin-2-like
Exons: 2
Biological process (GO): proteolysis; cell surface receptor signaling pathway
Molecular function (GO): metalloendopeptidase activity
Source: RefSeq, a predicted model, not a curated record